Messenger RNA from Arabidopsis thaliana (thale cress), 1249 nucleotides. RefSeq lists its product as uncharacterized. NCBI's taxonomy places the organism in Eukaryota, Viridiplantae, Streptophyta, Magnoliopsida, Brassicales, Brassicaceae. The record is from RefSeq and is marked reviewed. The transcript has a single exon. Bases 158 to 1234 code for a protein of 358 amino acids.
ACAAUACAAUACAGGAAAACCUUCUUUUCUCCACCAUUUUCGGCCGGCGUCGGCCUCUCCGGCGUCGGCCUCUCCGGCGUCGGCCAUUGUCGUUUCUCCAUUUAGUUGUUUUAUUUCCUCUAAUUAUUGUACAAUUUUAUACUUUCAGUAAUUAAUAAUGGCAAAUCUAGAUUGUCAAACCUACGUAACUUGCCUCUACGCGACGGUGGGAUUUCAGGAACUGACCCUGUCAAUUCCAAAUCAGACUUUGGUCACGCUUUUGGGGCCAUUCGUGGUUUGGUUCAUUUCUCAUUUUUUUUGGAUUUCAGUGAUUAAUAUGAUAGAGUCAUCCCACAUCCGUUGCCGCUCCCAUCUUAUAAUGUUGAUCCGAUGGAACCAAGUUGUCUUUCUUCAUAGAAAGUUUGUUUCCGGUGUGCUUGUUCAUUGCCGGUGGAAUUUCCGGCUAUUAACCGGUGAAUGUACUCUUACCCAAUGGUAUGGAGUUUCUACAUGGGUUUUUGAUCCCGGAAUCAAUGGAGGAAUCAAUCUACUUGAUGGAAUCAGAAUUCUAGAUCGAAUUGAAUUUCUUAUGACGCUAACAUUGUCUAAAGAUGGUGAUGUUUACUCAUUACCAUGGUUGGAAUAUUUGCUCUCGUCUAUUGAUUCUAUGGGAUGUGGAGUAUAUGGUUCUAAAAUGAAGGUGGCAAUUUUCUUUGAGGAUGAUGAUGUUCAUUACUUUUCAUGGACGGAAGCCUCUCUUUUACCGGAAGGAGAUUGUUUUAUUCAAUUGAAUUGUCUUUGGUAUAAACCCAAAGAAGACACGAGCGUGAUGGGACGGAAGAUGGCCUCAAGUGACUGUGAUAGUGAUGUUCUCUCUUUCUCUUUGUUGGAAAAUUUAACUGCAAUGAAAGGAGAAAUCAAGAUCACAAAUAGGCAACGAUGCGUUAGGUGUUUCCAGCAUAUCAUAUUGAGUUUCAAAAGACAAGAAGCAGAAUCAUAUCAAGCAACAAUUCAGGUUUUUCUUUUAACUAAAGUAAUGCGAAAAGCAUUUUGGAGUUUCAUCUAUAUGGUGAUAGCCAAUUAUGAGUAUGUAAAGGAGGGACGUAACAGAUUUUAUCUGUUAGCCUGUAAGGCUUCCGAUCGGCAAGCAUGGUCAAUUCCACUUCUUUAUCGAAAUUGUUAUCAAUUUCUUUUAUUUGUGUCAAUGGUUGUAUAUGAGUGGUUUAUAUAUCUUGUAAAACUUUUUAUGAUAUAAUAGAUUUGAUUGCUG